Molecule: messenger RNA, 2179 nt
Organism: Papaver somniferum (opium poppy)
Lineage: Eukaryota; Viridiplantae; Streptophyta; Magnoliopsida; Ranunculales; Papaveraceae
Product: inositol phosphorylceramide glucuronosyltransferase 1-like
Exons: 10
Coding region: 290-1945 (551 amino acids)
Molecular function (GO): glycosyltransferase activity
Source: RefSeq, a predicted model, not a curated record
AAACACAGGUUGGCCGCCAUGGCUUUCUGAAAUUUCCAGAUAGUUUCAUUUCUUCCAAAGACAUACAAUUCCCGAUAGAAGUAGGUUUUUUCAACAACGCUGGCAGAGCAACGAAAAAAUCUAAACACAGAAGAAAAGAAGAAGAAGAAGAAGAAGAUAAUCAAUCUGAUCUUCUAGGGUUUCUCCGGAACUACAGAAUAACUACUUUCAUGGUUACCAAAUACCCGAAAUAUCUGAGUAUUGGUAAUAGUACUGAAAAUCGAGUUGGGCGAUUAGUUAAUUAAAGAAGAUGAUGAUGAGAUCCAGAAUUUCGAAAUUAUUCGGUUUUCUGGUUAUCUUCUCAUCAUUAUUUCAACUUGGAAUUACUGCUGCUAAUACUGGAUCUACAAAGCCACAAGCUUAUGUAACUCUUCUAUAUGGAGAUGAGUUUUUACUUGGUGUUCGUGUUCUUGGGAAAUCUAUUCGUGAUACUGGAUCCAAAAAAGAUAUGGUAGUUUUAGUCUCUGAUGGGGUCUCUGAUUAUGCUAAGGAUCUCCUUCAGGCUGAUGGUUGGAUUGUGGAGGUAAUAAGUUUGUUGGCUAACCCCAACCAAGUACGGCCUAAAAGGUUUUGGGGAGUGUAUACAAAACUAAAAAUAUUUAACAUGACAAAGUAUAGCAAAGUGGUGUAUCUUGAUGCAGAUACUAUUGUGGUCAAGAGUAUCGAGGAUCUUUUUAAAUGUCAGAAGUUUUGUGCAAAUUUGAAGCAUUCGGAGAGGAUGAAUUCAGGAGUCAUGGUUGUGGAGCCAUCUGAUAAAAUUUUCAAGGAUAUGAUGAGCAAAAUUACCACAUUGCAUUCAUAUACAGGAGGAGAUCAAGGGUUUUUGAACUCGUAUUUCACUGGAUUUGCCAAUGCACAUGUUUUUGAACCGAACUUAUCGCCAGAGGUGAUGAAAUCUAGGCCAGUGCCUGACAUGGAGCGACUAUCUACCUUAUAUAAUGCAGAUGUUGGUCUCUACAUGCUGGCUAAUAAGUGGAUGGUAGAAGAAAAAGAACUCCGUGUUAUCCACUACACGCUUGGUCCCCUUAAACCUUGGGAUUGGUGGACGUCAUGGCUUUUAAAACCGGUUGAUGUCUGGCAGAAUGUUCGGGAACAGCUCCAGGAAACACUUCCAGGAACAGGAGGUGGCAGCAACCCUAAUGAUGACCGCGUUGUCAAAUUUCUUUUUCUGCUUCCUUUACUUGCUCUUGUUUUCUGCUUCUAUCGGUCUUUCACUAAGAUGCAAAAGGACUUUUUUGUUUCUACCAACUCGUUGUGUGACAAUAUUAGACAUGUCUACUAUAGAUUCAGAUCUGGUGGCGGUCUUGCUUAUUCUGCUGUUGGUGUUUCUCCCACAUCUAUAAUUAGCUCCAAGGAACAGUUUCCUAUUGGGUCGCACCCGCCUGCUUAUUUGGGGGGACUGUCUAUAUUGGUUUGCUUCACGGCUGCUCUAGUGUCACUUGGACUUGCAUUUUCACUUGUUCCUCGGCAAGUGAUGCCGUGGACAGGUUUGUUGCUGGUGUAUGAGUGGACGUUCACAAUAUUCUUUGUAACAUUUGGAGGAUAUCUUCAUCUAAUUUAUAAGUGGGGGAAAUCAGCAUCAGCUCAUGCAGGAGCUCUUUCUACCAACUCUGAGUCUUUCGCUUAUGAAGCUGGUAAAGGUCAUCAACGACAUGUUUCUGCCUGUGAUGCUGCCUCGUGGUACUAUGGGUUAGGGAUGGCAUUCCUAGCAGUUACUGCUCCUUCAUUGCCAUGCCUAUUUGGGAUAACUGCACUUUUUCCAAGGUUGGGAUUAAUGGUUGCUGGUGGAAUCAUUUUGGCCUCUUUUAUGACAUACUCCUCAGAGCACCUGGCAAUCAGAGCAUUUUUGAGGGGCUGGGAAGAGCGUGAUGCUCCUCGGACAAGAAGUUUUUGUUUAAUAUGUUAAGUGUACAAACUAAGAAAUGAUGGUCGCUGUGUUGAUUUUUUGUAAUCUAUCUUAAUGUUUUUGUUUUCUUAGUUUCACUUUUGUAAAAUAUUACAGGCCUUUUAGGAAGUUUUUUAUAACUUCCCUAGAUAUUGCUUUAGGCUAACAACUGAGAUCAUUCUCUAGUUUGUAAUUUUUCUAAUCCAAAAUUCCUGCCUUCCUAUUUGUGAAGUGAAAGAGUAUCAAUUCGUUGAA